AUGAUCAUUGAGGGCUCUGGGGAGGGGGAUGUAAUGGUUUGUUUGGAGGAUGAAACCCAAUAUCACGCCGACUUGUUCGAAGGUCUUCUCAAAAGGCUCUUGACAGUUGUCAAGCAGAAGGUCAAGCAGAGGGUGCGGUACACAGGACGCAGUCCGGCAAGCGAUGAAUGGAUCAACGCCACCGAAGAUGGAUAUCGUGAGAUCUUCGACGCCUACGAGGCGCGGAGACAAUCCAAUUAA
This is a messenger RNA of Penicillium vulpinum, 240 nucleotides long. RefSeq lists its product as uncharacterized. The record is from RefSeq and is a predicted model, not a curated record. The transcript is spliced from 2 exons. Bases 1 to 240 code for a protein of 79 amino acids. Lineage: Eukaryota; Fungi; Ascomycota; Eurotiomycetes; Eurotiales; Aspergillaceae.